Chelonoidis abingdonii (Abingdon island giant tortoise) is the source of this 1881-nucleotide messenger RNA. RefSeq names its product G-patch domain and KOW motifs (gene GPKOW). The record is from RefSeq and is a predicted model, not a curated record. Gene Ontology annotation, molecular function: nucleic acid binding. Gene Ontology annotation, cellular component: spliceosomal complex. Lineage: Eukaryota; Metazoa; Chordata; Testudines; Testudinidae. Gene Ontology annotation, biological process: mRNA splicing, via spliceosome.
UGGGAUGGUUUUUCUCUGGCCUCCAGCCUCCGACCGGCCCCGACCCCUAAGGCACUCGUCAUCCCCUUGAUCCAGCGCAACCAAUGGAAGAAGCCGGAGACGGCCCCUGUGGGGGCCCUGGACCAGCAGAGGGAUGACAGUGUGGAGUCCCAGGCCGUGAGGGAGAUCAUAGAGGAGUGCCGGCAGUCCCAGGAGCGGUGGGAGAGCGGCACCAAGGCUGACCCCAACUUGGCCAUCCCCCUGCUCCUGCAGAACCGCGUCCCUGACGGGUACGAGGACAGCGACCGGGUGGACGUGAGCCUGCGGCCAGAAUCAUCGACGGAGGCAGAUUACGAGGUGGUGCCCGUGGAGGCCUAUGGUGUUGCUAUGCUGAGGGGCAUGGGCUGGAAGGCAGGCGAGGGCAUCGGACGCACCUUCAAGCAGGAUGUGAAGCCCCUGGAGCACCAGCUGCGCCCAAGGGGGCUGGGCCUGGGAGCUGACCGCUCGGCCAUCCAGGACCUGCAGCCGGCCCGCCCCCCGCGGCCCCCCAAGCCGGGCGAAGAGCGCCGGGGGGGCGAGGAGAAGCUGCUGGGGCUGGUGGCAGGGGGCGCCGUGCUGAUCGUGGCUGGGCCCCACAAAGACCUCUAUGGGAAGAUCGAAGGUGUAGAUCCCGAUAACGCCCGGGUGAUGGUGAAAUUGGCCAUCGGGGAUAAGAUUGUCACCAUCAGCCAGCACAGCCUGCAACCUGUGACCCGGAAGGAGUAUGAGAAACUAGCCAAGGAUCUGAGCCGCUUAAGCAAAGCCCACAAAGAAAAAGAAGAGAAGCAGAGAAAUGGACCCACCGACGCCCCGGACGCCAGGGUCCCCCGAGAGAAGGGGGAAGAGAAGGACAGAAAGAGGAAACAGCCAGCAGAUUCGGAGAGUGACGCCCGCCCCGGGAAGCAGAGUAAAGGUAGCAGUAGCGGCUCUUUGUCCUCCCACUCUCCCCACUGGCUGCGGCGAGAUCUGCGGGUUCGCUUUGUGGACAAGCUCUACAAGGGUGGAAAAUACUAUAACACCAAGAUGCUGAUCGAGGACGUGCUGAGCCCAGAUACUUGUGUCUGCCGGACAGAGGAGGGACAGGUCUUGGAUGGCAUCCGGGAGGCCAUGCUGGAGACGGUCAUCCCCAGGGGUGCUGCGGACUGGGUGCUAGUGGUGCUGGGGGAGCACGCCGGCAGGGUGGGCCGGAUCCUGCAGCGCGAUCAGCAGCAGAGCCGGGCGCUGGUGCAGCUACAGCGUGAUGAGGAUGGGGACGUCCUGGCGCUAGACUACGAUGCUGUCUGCCACUACGUGGGGGGCACCGAGGAUGACUGAGCCCCCUUCCCCCCCCAUUCUGCUGGACUUGGGAUGGGGGCACAUCCUCUCUAGGGAGUGGCAGGAUGUGGAUGGAGUCCGGCAGAGGGGGAACAUGGCUGCCAUGGCUGGGGCUGAGUUCUAGAACAACUGUGGGUUCUGGAGCAGGAGCAGCAAGAUCUAGAACGUGACCAGGCUUGGGCGCUAGAGUGAGGCUUCGACUAGACUGAGAGUGAGUUCUAGAUUGAGAUGAAUGGUGGGUUCGGGACCAGAGAAGAUGGGUUUGGGGAUGGUUUUUAAAUAGGCUCUAGAGCCAGCCCAGUGUUCAGAGCACACGUGGCUUUGGGGUCUCAAGGAAGCCUCAACGUGGGUUCUGGAGUGAAUCCAACCUGUUCUAGAGUGAACUUUUCUGUGAGACAUGGAGUAUGCAUAGUGGGUUCUAGUGCAAGGUUUUAAAACGGUCUAGGGUGGGGUUCAAAUUGGAUCCAGAGCGCCACUGGCAUGACCCUGUAAAGUGGGUUCUGGAGCCUAAUGGGCUCUAGAGCCAGAGUAGAUGUGGGCCCGGAAGGU